Poecilia reticulata (guppy) is the source of this 3582-nucleotide messenger RNA. RefSeq names its product TNF superfamily member 11 (gene tnfsf11). The record is from RefSeq and is a predicted model, not a curated record. Gene Ontology annotation, molecular function: tumor necrosis factor receptor binding. Gene Ontology annotation, cellular component: membrane. Lineage: Eukaryota; Metazoa; Chordata; Actinopteri; Cyprinodontiformes; Poeciliidae. Gene Ontology annotation, biological process: immune response.
ACCGUAAGGUCAGAGGUUUGGUGAUAUAUCAAACUUAAAUGAUAAAAAGUAUCGGUAUUGGCGAUACUGGCCCUGAUUUACUUGGUACACCAAAAUAUUCAGUAUCGCUCACCUCUACGUUUCAGCUGCACGUCAAUAACUAUACGGUUAUUCAUCAGGAGUAAAAAAACAACAAAAUUAAAACAUCUCACUGGACUCACUAAAAGCAAAUAACGUUACCAAUUGGAUCAAUGAUUGCUGCAAGCAAAAACCAGCAGGUUUAAUAAGAAAGUACACUUUGCUAAAGUCAUGAAAAAAACCCAGCCUUCCAGAAUGAAAGAAAAGCAAAGAACACGGAAGAAUAUUGUAGAUUGAAUACAGCAAGAACAUUUACUGUUUUAAUUUUAUUAUUAGAACAGAAUAUAAUACAGAUAAUAAUUAAAAUGAAGGAAAGCAAAAAUAAAUAAAUAAAGUAGGUAAAUAAAAAUCAUUAAAGUUGCUAAAUGUGGCAUUGAGAAGUGGCCCAAGGCAAGCGAAUUAAGCAGGGCCCCCACACCAGGGGGCCCCCAAGAGCACCAAGCUCCAUGUAUGUAUAACUAAAUGCUUUUACACACAAAAAAAUAUUUUUAUAUUAAUUUUAAUGUUGUUACACAAAUAAUGGGUCAAUAUCUCCCUCCUGUUGGCUGCUGGGGAAAUAUAACAUAUCAAACUUGUUUUCUGUUCGUUUAGUGUUUAUCAGGUGAGGUUCUGUUAAAAUUAUAUGGCACACUUAGAUAACUCGCUGCAUUUCUAAAUCCAAUUUAUUUCAUAUUUUCUACUCCUCUAAAGUCAUCAUAACACUAAAUGUAAGCUAAUUACAAAUGCCGCUAAUGAUAGUAGGCAUGUUACACACAUAGAGUAAUCUUUAGGUACUAUGAAGAGAUCUGGGGUUGAUAUGAUGGUUUUGGGGGCCCCAAAUGAAAACCUACUCCGGGCCCCAAAAAGACUUGGCCCGGCCCUGGUGGUGUCAGAAAAAGAAAACCAGUAUUUGCUUGGGAAACAUAAUCUAAAAGUGUUUUAAUGUCAGGACUAAAUCAGACUCUAAAUGAACCUCUACCUACCCGCCCCGCUGGGGCUUUUACCCGCAUAUUUUCUGCACAGAUUAAUGUCGCAGAGAUUAAAGCAGCUCUGAUUUCUUCUCUUAAUCCAUCUGCUUCCAUCCCCGCUGCGUCGCCAGAAUCCAGCCUGAGUCUCUGAGACCGUGUGUGUCAUCAGGGGUGUGGACGCUGCAGAGAGGCGUGGGCCCGCGUCACAUCUCCGCCAUAAAGAGCCCGCUUCACCUGCAGCAGCAGCAGCAGCAGCAGCGGCACUCAGGUCGACCCGGUUCGCGGUCUGUUUCGCUUCCCAUCGCCAAGAUCCCCUGUGAUUGGCUGAGCGCUCUCCCUUUAGCCCACCCCUCCGCCCCUCCACUUGCAGACGCGCAGGGACUCUUCGCUGACUCUUGUUUCCUUCCUGCGCUCUGAGUCUGGGAGCACGUCCCCGGGGUUGAAUCGCAGAAGCAGAGAGCAGACGGAGCCGCGCACCAUGGCAGCUACGCACAGCAGCGAGUACCGGGCCUACCUGCGGAACGCCAUGGACAUCGAGGCCGGGCAGCAGCGCUUCCCGCCGGUGCCGAGCUCGGAGCCGACCUACCGAUCGCUGUUCAUCGGGACCCUGGCUGUUAUGGGAAUACUUCAGGUGGCCUCCAGCGUCGCGAUCUUAUUGCACCUGACCGGUUACCUGCACGAGGUGGACCUGUCACCGUCUUCCCGUCCUUCCCUGGAGAUGGAGAGUGAACCAGUGGUGCAUGCCCUGAAAGACCCAAGAAAAAAAGGCAGGUGCAAACUUCCCAAAGACGCCACAACCCCGUCCGCCCAUCUACCAAUCAGAGCACCUCAGGAGUUCACUAAGAAGGACUACAGCAUGAUUAACAUCAAGUGGGACGAUCAGCACGGAAACCUCCACAAAAUGAGCUACGACGACGGAAACCUGCUGGUGAGGGAAUCGGGCCUCUACUACGUCUACGUGAAAACCUGCUUCCGCUACUACAACAUCGGCGGUCCAGACGAGGGCCGUGAGGCCAGGACGCGCCCGCCGGACGUGAGCAAGGCCCAGCUCAUCCAGUACGUCUACCAUAAGAGCAUCAAACAGAACAGCAGGAAGGUGUUGCUGAUGAAGACGGGAAGCACCAAGCAGUGGAACAACACGAGUUACAACAUGUACUGCGCCCAGCAGAGCCGAGUGGUCCACCUGGUGGAGGGAGACGCCUUGUUUGUCGAAGUAUCUAACGCUUGGCUGCUGGACCAGGAGGCGGAAGGGACGUAUUUUGGGGCUGUAAAGUGGGGUAACUGAAACUUUGUCACCGGCGGAGCAAACAUGCUACUGAACAUUUUUCUAACCGAUGGAACCACUUUUAGGGGAUUAGUGAUGUUGAAUUGUCGAACCAGUUUGGUUUAUGUUUUACGCCACCGCGUGUGUUUGGUUGUACGCCACAUUGCCUUUCAUCCAACAGCCCUGGAGACUUUCAUCAGGUGAACUAAAAAAGAAAGAAAGAAAGAAAAAAAAAGGGGGGGUUAAAAACGGAACCUUUUUACUUUCCCACAAAGCUUCUUGAUUAAACAUUUACCAGCACUGGAAUUUUAAAGGACGUUUUUAGUGUGUUGCGAUUUGCAUGCCAAUGGAUUUUUGGCUUAGAGUCCCACAUAGAGUCAGCAUCUGUAUAUGUUGUAGUACUACAAACAAUAAGGGAGCAACAAAGGAAGUGAGCUUCGAGGCAGAAAGGAUUUUUCGGUGCUCAGUGUUGGGCAAAAUGUCCAGAAGGACACUGGGGUGGAGCGUUAUCAGUGUCUCAGACACAACAGAGAGCGCAUGAAUGUUUUCCUAAAAGUUUUAGGUGGUUUGAAAAAGGCAUCCUCACAUUAACUCACAUUGGUUCAAUUGGGAAUGAGCAGUCAGGUGAUGACAUUCUUUAUGUUGUGCUUACAUUCUCAACGUUGGAAUGAAAGCCUUAAAAGCUUAGGCCCACAGCAUUGAAGUGAGGUUCUUUAGAGUAAUUAUCAGUAAUGUUUCUCUCGUCUGUUAUAUUUAACUCUGAACUUGUUGGAAAAAUAAGUGCGUCCUCUAAGUGGUGGAAGCUAAUUAGUCAGAUACACAUGGUAUCAAUCGCUGGUUCCCAGCUGACUGUGAGUCUGCUGGGGUAAUUGUGAAACUACGAGACCUGGAAAACAUGUUAGCAUGCCAUGUUUGCACAGCUAAUGCAAAAAUCAGAGCUGAAAAGGUGAAUCUGGUGGAUUCAUACACCCGACCGGGUCAACCAAGGUGACUCCAAUAAGGAACAUGGAGGUUGUUCAGUUGGACAAAACAACAACAGGCCCAACACCUGCUUCUGUCCUGCUGAAUGUCUCCAGCUUGAGCUGAUUUAAAUGUCUAUGUUAGCUAAAACAGAUUGACUAGCUUGUUGGCUUCCACCACUGCAGGGUGGGGCUGGAUGAUAUCGGUUGAUAUCAAUGAUUAUUUAUUAAUUUUUUUUAGUUUUAAAUAUCUGAAAUGUUGCCACACUGGUGGUGUGACCUUUCCUGUUUUAUC